UUUUGUUCUCAGUAAUAUGCAUUUUGGAUUAACGCAGCGUGAACUGGUUCAGUACACACAAGAAGCACAACCAAAUGUUCUGAAGCCUGGUGUCAUAAAUGAAGUGGUGAAAGUAUUAGUGAGACAUUAUGAGAAAUGUGAAGAUGAAAGGAUCCAAAAUCUAGCUGAAGUUGAACGUAAACGCAUAGGAAAUCUGGAGGCUGAAACAGAAUUGAAACACAUACACUUGUGUAUAAAGCGUCAGCCUAGAACACCGUGUGAGAAACGGCGCCAGAAGUCUCAGAAACCAAGUACGCACUGGAUGGACACCCAAAAACCUGGAAUGCAUCCUCCACCGAAUUCACAUAAAAAUAAAAUCUUACAAGAAAAGGGGUUAUCAGCUGAGAAAAAACAAAUCGACCAGGAUAACUUACAGAAAGAAGAAAGUCCUCAAGAUACUAGUUCAGAUCAAGUAGGACAUCCAGAAAAGCAGCAUGAAUUGGACCCAGAAUUAUGUUUACACUUACCACUUGGCAUGAUCAGAUACCCAACACCUAGAACAAGAAAUUUUCUGGCAGCGCAGGCAAGUUGUGUUUGUGACAGUACGGCAAAUUCAGUGGUGAUUGGUACUUUCUUGGUUAUGUGA
This is a messenger RNA of Heterobilharzia americana, 625 nucleotides long. The record is from the annotation of a GenBank genome assembly. Lineage: Eukaryota; Metazoa; Platyhelminthes; Trematoda; Strigeidida; Schistosomatidae.